This is a messenger RNA of Cheilinus undulatus (humphead wrasse), 1282 nucleotides long. It is a transcript of the gene tfpia, whose product is annotated as tissue factor pathway inhibitor a. Gene Ontology annotation, biological process: negative regulation of peptidase activity. The record is from RefSeq and is a predicted model, not a curated record. The coding region runs from base 72 to 929 and encodes 285 amino acids. Gene Ontology annotation, cellular component: extracellular region. Lineage: Eukaryota; Metazoa; Chordata; Actinopteri; Labriformes; Labridae. Gene Ontology annotation, molecular function: serine-type endopeptidase inhibitor activity. The transcript is spliced from 7 exons.
AUAACUUAAAGUUUCCCUCAAAACUUCACACACUCACAGCGCUGAUCAGCCCCCCGCUCAGAAGCAGCAGCAUGGCUCUGACCAACAAGUGGUGGAUUUUGUGCGCCGUUUCGCUCUCUUGUCUCAUCCAUUCUGGGUCUUGCAGACGACACAGGGAAGAUGCAGCCCAACCUGAGCUCUUGAUCUUCAACGAGCUGUGCGCCAUGAAGGACGAUCCGGGGCCCUGCAAGGCCAUUAAGGAGCGAUUCUUCUUCAGUGUUGAAACUGGACGCUGCGAGCUGUUUGAAUAUGGAGGCUGUGGGGGAAAUGCCAACAACUUCGAGAGCAUGGAAGCUUGUGAGGCGAUGUGCUAUGUCUCAGAGGACAAAAACCCUUGCCAUCUGCCUGAAGCUCCCGGUCCCUGUCGAGGACUGGUGACACGUUACUUCUUCGACACAAAGAGUCAGCAGUGCAAGCAUUUCUUCUACGGCGGCUGCUUUGGCAAUGCAAACAACUUCAGGAGCAUGGCGCAGUGCCAGGAAAAGUGUCAGAACCCAGUGAAACCCACCAAGGCUCCAGAAGUCCACACUCACUCUGCUAGAAGAGCUUUUAUGAUACAGCCAACAGUAGCAGCUGGUGAAAUGACUGCAAGCGAGCCUCAGGUGCAAAAGAAUGAAACCAAUCAAGAGGUAACAGAAGUAAAGCCCAGAAAUCUCUGCUCCCAGCCUGUGGAGGGAGGAAACUGUGACGGUGCAGAGAAGAGGUUCGCAUACAACCCACAGACCAGGAGGUGCCACGUGUUUCGCUACAGCGGCUGCGGUGGGAAUGACAACAACUUCACAAGUCGUAAAGAGUGCAGUAUGAAGUGUGCUCGACGCAGGAAGACUCAAGGGAAGAGGAUGAUCAGGAUAAGGAAGAAAAACCUUGACAUCAUUCACCGCUCUGGUUGAACAAUUCACAUUAGACCUGACUCUGGUGUGGAGCCACGUGUAUUUAUGUCCAUAUUUUAUUUUUAGCUAUACUUUUAUCUGUUGUGUGUAAUGCUUGUUGUAUAAAAUCAUUGGCAGUGGAAAAGGUGCUUUAGCUUUUAUUGGCUUAAGGCUUAUUUUAUUAUUUACGAAGUGGCUUAUAUUGAUUUCCAUUUGACAAAAACAAAACUGUUAUGCUGAUAUCUAUUAUCUCCUCAAUGAUUUUGAGUGUCCAUGCUUUUGGAUAAACAAUGUUGUUUUUUAUAGUUAUCUAAGGCUAUGAUUUUAUAACCAAACUUGUGUUUUAUGUAAUAAACACCAAAGUUGCAGUGUGA